Fusarium sp. VM40 is the source of this 1146-nucleotide messenger RNA. NCBI's taxonomy places the organism in Eukaryota, Fungi, Ascomycota, Sordariomycetes, Hypocreales, Nectriaceae. The record is from the annotation of a GenBank genome assembly.
AUGUCUCUGCAUAUCCGGAAACAAAACCUCGAGAAGCGGUAUCGGCAUCUGUCAUUCUUGAUCAAGAAUGUGUUCGCCUCUCGCAAAACAAGAAAAGAACAGUCCGACAAUUGUCUGUUGCUGCACAUGCUUCCAACUGAUGUGCUUCUCCAGAUAGCAGAGUACUUACCUGCUUCCAGCAAAGUGUUACUAUCACAUACUUGUAUAGUGUUGAGAAAUGGUCUUGACCUUCCUACAUUCAAAGAGCUCCCUUUAGCCGAUCGAAUCAACUAUGCUGGUAUUCUUGCAAAGGAUCGACCUGAUGUAAGGGUCUGUUCAUCUUGUGGCUGCAUCCAUGCAGUCCGCAAGCACGAUUCACCAGCAGUCCCGCCUAGACCCAAGAUAAUGUUUACCAGCCAUAACGAAGACUGCAGGUUAGUUUACGGACACAAGUUUCCUAGGGAACGGCAUGUUCAGCUUGCGCUCAAGUACACUCGGCUUGGUACCGAAAAUCUGAAGCAUAAGGAGAUCCUGGAGGCUAUUUUACAACCUGUUGUGUACACAAGCCGCGAUGUCUACGGCCGCGAUCACUCUGUGAAGCGCUGGAAGUGGUGCAAGAUCAUCAACGGACGCUUCCUAAUCAUGACGAAGUGGACAAUUGGAAUAUACUGCUAUACAGGUCCCAGCAAUGAAUACGGUCUCUCACAGCUGCUGCGGCAGAACAAGUUCAGGUCCUGCAGCCCGCACAGCGAAUUCACUUUGACCGGUGCAAGGGCAUGCAAAAAGAAUUGCGAAGGCAAUCGUUGCGGCUGCGAGAUAAACCAGAUCAUAAUGGCACGCGACGCUGCGCACGCCAGCGUCGGCACGCCGGUGUAUGCAUGGGAUGUGUAUUCAGCUGCGGACUACGCGAUCUGCCUCACAAGGAACUCAGCCGAGACAUGCGUGUGGGAGGAUCUAGGCGGCGAGCUCCCGCACCUGGACGAAAUACAAGACACGAAAACGCCUGGGAGACAUGGCUACGAGCCUCACGGCGUGAGGGAGCUGUUUGAACGAGAUGGGAAGAAGUGGCUGGCGGAGGAGGAGUUUGAGCUUCGUCAGCUGGAUAAGUACCAUGGCAAGAUGUCCUGGACUCGGAACAGGAAUUUCUGGCGUUUGUGGAAAAAGUAG